AUCGUAAGAUUCAAAUAAAUAUGGACGAUAAAGCAGAGAAUUCGCUUGAAACUCAAUUCCCCGACCACGAGAAACAAUUGACGUUGAUUCCAGGACCUCCGAAGUGCUGCAAGGAUGACCACUUUGUGAAGUUAGUCAUGGGACACAGAUCGUCCAUAGAACUGAUAAGUAGCUGUGGUCUCCACGGGUUUCUAGUCAGUGGGUUACUAGUCUCCCAACUUUCUAAUGAAAUUAUUUCCCAAAGUACUGAUAAUUUAACGUCAAGUUUUGGACCCAAAGCUAGACCUGCGAACUCAACUUCUUUAUUGGAAAUCUCGAAAGAACCCAAAACAAUGCAAUCGCAGGGUACCCUUGAACCCUUAAAAAGGCCAAGCAGUACUCCAACAUCGACCAGAGCUAUGACGGAAACUUCUGAUCAUUUAAAACGUUCCAAAACUGCAGAAUACUUAGAAACACAUUUAAAGAACUUACAUUUUGAAGGAACCUUGGGGUCUUCUGAUGAUUCAAAACACUUAAAAUCCCCAAAUCAUUCGGAAGCUUUAACUUGUUCAGCUGAUCGCCAAAGAGAAGUAGUCCCACCAGAGUUAGACAUCAAAUGUAGUUUUGGCAGUGUUUUUGUUCACUCGCCUAGCUUGAACAAAUUAUUUGUGUUCAAAAAUGUAGCGGAAAAAUUAUCCGAAAUAUCGAUAGAAUCAGUUUGCGUAUCGGCAACUUCUCAAAUAAAGAUAUUGGAUAAUAUUCUCACUUCUAUGCAAAAUUCGAGUCCAGAAUUUUUGGAAUUAGACCUGAUUUUGUUACCAGAAAAAAGUAUCAGUGCGACAAACUUUGCUUUAUUUGAGCACAAAAUAUCUGAAGCCUGUAAUGGGCUAAGGUCUUUGAAGUUGAAUAUUUUCAUGAUUAUUAAACGAAAAUCAUUGUUGUAUGUUCAAGACAAAAAUCAAGAGGCAUUGUUGUUGUCAGAAAUAUGCAGCUCUGAAAAUUAUCCAGCUUCCACGACAGUGUCCGCAUUUUUAUCCCGAAUUUCUAACCAAAAGUCAUAUUACGCAAUGAGUGAAAGAAGUUUCAAAGGUUUUGGUGACCAAGUGUGGAAAUUAAACGAAGUGGAAAAAUCCUGCCACGCUUUAAAUCAUUAUUUCCCAGAAAAAGAGUCUAAAUUACAGACUGUUCCGAGCAUCGAUUGUCUGAAAGAUAAUUUACUUUAUUGCACGGAUGAAAAUGGGUCUCUUGUGUUUGGAAAGGGAAUUGGAACUGAGAGCUACCUAGGGGAAGUUAAAUUAUUCCUAGAGAGGUUCUUCAACUAUUUGCCCUCUCCAACAGGCAUUCUUCUCAAAGAUCUUUGUGAGAGAAGCAUCAGAGCAUUCAUUCAAUCCACAUGUUUGUACAACAUGCGGCUACAAGUGGACUGGCUCUACCUGGGAAACAACAGGAUGGUUGCCCUGGAAGCGGGAAUGACUAACAACUGGGCAGAUCCGACCAGAGCAGUCACUAAUAAACUGAUCCAAGUUAUCCAACAAACUUAUCCAGUUCUGAAGUUUGUUUUGGGAAUCAUUUUCGAAUGUUUACCUGAAGAACUCCUGGUUAAUGAACACGAAAUUGAAUCUGAAUUUCAAGAAUUUGUGAAAACUCAGCUGAAAUUUGUUAUCUUUUUACCAAAUGUUCAAAAAGACAAAGCGAUUAAAGUUCUCGAACAAAUCAAAAUUGACUUUGGAAGCCGCUGUGGUCUCAAAAACAAAAAAUCUUCGAAAACAGAUCCAAAACUGUUACAACUUUUGGAUCAAGUCAGCGAUGACAUUCUGGAAAAUACUUUCAUAUUAGUUCCGGAGAAACUGGAAAAUAGUCACGUUCUUCCAGUAUGUUUGUCAGUUGACAAGGAUCUAAAGGUGACAGAAACAGGACAUGAAGCUUACACAUGGCUGUUUUCAUCAGGAGCUGCCGAAACCGGGGAAACUGGUACUUCAGUUUACUCGGCAACAGGUUCGGAAGCCGCCAAAAAGCAGAAAUGUUCUCGUUUAUUUUCGUACAUAUCAUCUCUAUUUGCAUUGGCAACCUUGUCCUUACUCGACAAUUUUGGACAAGAUAAACUUCUUGAUGUUGAUUGUCGAUAUCAAGAGCAGUGGAAAAAACUAAAAGAGGGAAAGUUAAAACGGAGAGUGGGGGAUUUGAACCUGGUACUAAGUCCGCAACAGCAUCGCAUCUUGUCUGAAGAUUUGCGAAGGGUAUGUGUGAUUGGACAACUUGGCAGUGGAAAGAGUUCAAUGCUAUUGGCAAAGUUACUACUCUCAGCCAAAGACGACCAAGUAGAUCUAAUCGUGUUUGCACUUCCGGCCGAUAAAAAGCGGGUUCUUUUUGAAAAGUCAAAAAACCAGAAAUUGAAAACUAGUCAAACAGAACCCUCAAGGUCAUUUGCCCAAUUCCUGAAAGAAUUCAGACAGGAGGAAAAGUUGGAGAAAAAACUGAAAAUUGUGGAGUUCAAUCGAAACAAAACUGGUCACACGUGUCUGCCAAAACUACUUCUUGAUAGUUUGAACUUCACACGGAGCUCAGUGCUUCUGAUCGAUGAACUUUACCAGGACGAAACGGGCAGUGGGGGCUUGUUAUUUGAAGAGAAUCUUUUAUUCUAUGUGCGGCUCGUUAAGAUCUGCUGGAUAGCAGUGAUAGAUCUAGGAGAAGCAGCAUCACCGAGGUCUUUUAUUUCGCUUCUGCGAAACUUCCACUUGGAGCCUCUGAAUGUGUUGUUCCGCAGUGCUCAUCAUAUAAGCGAGCAUGCGCAUUAUGCCGUUCACAGUUUGAAGCCCUUAUCGGAAACCAGUGCAAAAGUGAUUGGAUGUUACUCGUCUUCGCAGCCUCAGUUUAUUGUGAAUUCCUUUUCUUCUAUUGACGAUGAAAACGUUCUUAAUGAAGAAUUUCAAAGAAAUGAGUUUAAACGAAAACGUUGGAUAAUUGUGUACACCGACAUAGCCGAUAGAAACCAGUUGUGGCGUAACAAGCUAAAGCAGAGAAGUGAUUACUCAGAGAGAAAUAUGUUCAUAUUGGACGGCGGACGCCAUCAGAAGGAUUUUCGCUUCCCCUACACCGGUUGCGAAGCUCUAUCAGUAUUAGUUAUCAUGGACGAUUGUUGUUGCGAACAAAUCGUAGCACCUAUAGUCAAUGUUGCAAUGUCUAGAGCACAGUACGAAGUCUGCGUGUUGUUACAUUUGAACUUCAAUCAUCUUGGUUUCAGUUUCAUUCGUCGGAAACCUUUUUACUUGCAACUAAUGAAACGCGCGGUGGCCCAGUUAACCGAAUCCGAUGAAGUAUACUUGAAUUCGGUCGAAGGUCGGGUUGAUUUAGUGAUGUCAGUUCUCUCAGCAGUUUACGAUUUGAAUUCAACACUUUUGAAGCAGCUUUUGUUGAUUCUACCUAAAUGGUUGAAGCCCGUGAUCGCUCUGGACGUAUUAAGACAGUGCGUCUUCUGUGUUGGCUUUACCAAAUCAGAAGUUAGUGAAAUUAUAGAACAAGAAUUUGGCGAGGAUGUUCGGACGAUUCUUCUGAAAUCAGCUAAAAAUUGCACAAUUGAUAGUAUCCGAUCAAAUGUUUGCAAAGCGUACAACAGUUUGGCUGAUGAGUUGAUCCUUUUUCUUAAUGUUGAUGGCGGGAAAUUUGCUGACGUGAUGAGCCAAGAUUUAGAGGAAAGGAUCAAAAGUCAAAUUGACAGUGUCCGGGUUGAAAUCCUGGAGACCCUGGACUCAAGUGAAGGAUCGAGAUCCCGUGUUGCUGUAAGCGUGAAAUCAAAUUUGAACAAUUUAGAUCGUGAACUUUUAAAGAUAUUAGGACGCAAUCACACUCAGGAAAUCAGUAGAAGGAUUGCUACCUGUGCUGAAAUCAUUUCCAACUCUGCAUUGAAAGGGGGCCGAGAGUUUUAUGAGGAACAAAUAAAGUUUAAUAACCUUUUACGUGUCAUUGUGACAGUGGGAAAUGGAUCUCUUUUCACCUGGCUAAUGAAAAUCAUAAAGCAUGAAAAACUACUGAUAGAACAGAGCGGCCAACUACUGUUCUUUGCCUGUUUCAGUGGGUCAAUUGAAAUGCUGAAACAAGUCAUGCAUCUGCUGGAGUCUUUUGAUUUUUUGAAACAGGAAAUGGAACUGACAUACGACGAAUACGAUCACAUUUUAGAUACAUCUGAGAACAUUUCGAUCAAUUUUGAAAAUCUAUCCGAAUUGAAGCCAGGAUCUCAAAUGUUUAAUGAAGCCGCGAUGUCUGUCAACUGUUUCGAAGACAAUGAAACUUCUGAGUUUCAGUUCCUCAAAGGAGGCGCUGCAGCUGAACAGCAUACAUUGUUGACCUUGCUUUGCAGUAGGAAUUCGGAUACCGAUUUUGUGCAAAUAUUAUUAGAACGGGGAUUUCCUCAUGAUCGCGUCUCGCAUCGAUUCAAAGGAAAAACAGCUCUUGAUUGGAGUAGGAUCUACUGUAACUCAGAACUUGAAUCACUGAUAAUCGAAUGGACUGAUAGCUAA
This is a messenger RNA of Symsagittifera roscoffensis, 4493 nucleotides long. RefSeq lists its product as uncharacterized. The record is from RefSeq and is a predicted model, not a curated record. Bases 21 to 4493 code for a protein of 1490 amino acids. Lineage: Eukaryota; Metazoa; Xenacoelomorpha; Acoela; Convolutidae. The transcript is spliced from 8 exons.